This is a messenger RNA of Saccostrea cuccullata (small rock oyster), 2744 nucleotides long. RefSeq lists its product as uncharacterized. The record is from RefSeq and is a predicted model, not a curated record. NCBI's taxonomy places the organism in Eukaryota, Metazoa, Mollusca, Bivalvia, Ostreida, Ostreidae. The transcript is spliced from 6 exons. Bases 296 to 1693 code for a protein of 465 amino acids.
AUUAACACCAAACAUUUUCACACAUUUAAGGAAAUAAAUAAUAUCACUUGCUCUUAAAAAAUAAAACUGCUGAAAGCCGGGGUUUUAAUAUAUAUAUAAAGAACAAAUCCCAAAUCACUUCCUUUUCAACAACUCACAAAGGGAACCGAUGUACACAGGUGUAAAGGAUACGAGGAGUCCCUAAUGUAGUAAGUGUAAUGUAUGUAUGUACACCCAUCAGGAAGAAGAGAGACCAGGACAUGAGGAAAUAAUUCAGCAGGUUGUAGGACAGUGGUAAGCUUUAGAGAGUGUAAUAAUGGCCGGAUUCCUGAUAACAUACGUGAGCAUGUCUUUGGUAAGUACAUUAAUGGCUUCGACAUCUUCAGAGCCUACAACUGGUUUUACGAUGAGUUCAGAGACAGAUGAAUCUUCUUACACUACAUUGGAGACGUUAACAACAACUACAGGAGCAGAGUCUACUGAACCUGAUUUAACAACAUCCUCCACAAAAAGUCCUGUGUCAGAAGCCAUCACAGACUUUUUAUCUUCAAUUAGCACAAAAACUAUACCAUCUACAAUAUCUGAAACAAGCAGUAACAUAACUACAGUGACAAGCAUCCAAACAACAAAGCCUGAUGUUCCCUCUGAGAACCUCAGUACCAGUACAAAGCAGACAACUCCUCCUUCUAUUCCUACUAAAGAAUUAACAAGUCGUAGCUUGAUAUCAACAACGAAAAGAAAUCCCCCAGCAUCCACUUUUCAAGUAGAUUCCACCACAUCGAAAUCCAUGGAAGCAUCGACAAUUAAUUCUUUAGAGGGACAAAUAAACGAACUGAAAUCCCAGAUUACAGAUCUUGAUCAAGAGAAAAGAACUCUUUUGAUAGCUGUGAUUGCUCUGGGAUCCGCUCUAUGCAUCUUCUUGCUUCUUAUAAUAGUGCUUUGUAUAAGAAAACGCAGGAAAAGAUUAAGAACUCCAUAUGAACAGUUUGAAAUUGAUGUUGUGGGCGGUCCAUACAUGACACGAGAGCCGGUAAUAAAACAAGAGGACAUUUUCAGGCCAAGCAUUGCAUCGUUAGGUGAUGAUCCAGCACAGGAUAACUUAAGGCUGGAGACAUUUUCCCGUGUAGAAGAAAACAAACAGCGUCUAAGUAUGUUACAAAUGAUAAAAGACGGACUGGUCACCUCUGAUCGCUAUACUUCUAAUCCGGAAGUACUUCCUGACGCUGCAGUAAUCAAAAACGUGGAUGAAGGAACUGUGAAAACAACAGAAUCAACAAAUGCUGGAGGACAUCCCAAUAGUGAAAAUACCACGCCAAAUAAAGAUCCUGCCAAUCCUGAGGAAAAUCAUAUCGGUAUAAGUACAGGAACAGUUGCACAGAAAGAAGACGCAGAUGAAAAACUUGUUUUGAAAUCAGUGGAUAAAAUGAAAGAAUCCGAGGCAUCUGUUGGACCUUUAAUUGAUUUAAGUGACGACAAGACAACAAUGAACCCUAAUGAACCUUUGAUUCAUACAAAUGAAAACUUUCCCCCGCCUGCCCCUCCACCACCAACAACGACAACACCAAUACCACCUCCAGCACCAUCACCCCCGCCCCCACCACCAGCACCGCCAACAACACAGGCAAUCACACCACCUCCCCCACCACCACCACCAUCACCAACAACACAGGCAAUCACACCACCUCCCCCACCACCACCUCCAGAAAUGAAUUAAUCAGGGAGCACACAUACAAGCUAAAGUAAAAUUCAAUGCAGUGAACGAUACAAAUAUAAAACAAAUGGCAAUAGGAUCCAUAAUGAAAGCAAGGAUAUUGUUGAUAAAAUAAUGUCAGUUACAUGAAAGGUUCCAAGGAAGCAUGUGUGGAAUAAUGAACUGAAUAUAAAAUAUAACCUACAAACAUUCAUGUAAUUUUGAAUUAUUUAGCCAAUUAUUUUGGUUCAAGUUUUCAAAAUGCAAACAGUUAUACCUUUCUUUGUUGCACGUUUCAGUCCUGUCAUAUUUUCACUUCCCGAAAUUCAAUAUUCAUUAAUUCAAAUUACAUUAAUUUGUAUCUCUUUUAAACUAAUUCUUUGCUGUUGUAACUAAAAUCAAGCAUUUGUUUUUUUACUCUUACUUUAGAGUUUUGAAAGAACAAGAGUUAAAUCUCAUUUUAUCUGGGAAGAAAUAUGAAAGAAAUUAAUUCUUUCAAAAUCUUCACAAUAGCAAAAAAAGCUAUGAUUUUGGCAUAUGGAUAUGGAAGCAUCCUCGGUUAGCGUACAUUAAUAUUUUGUUAUAUAAUUGUCUGUUAGAAUAGGGUGGGGCAAAAAUAGGAAACCAAAGUUUAUCCCUUGCUGUACCCAUAUCCUAUCCUUUAGGGACAUAUGGUCGCCCGCGUGGCGCACUGGUUAGAACGUCUGCUCUAGGGUCGUGUAGCAAGGAGUUGAUCCUUACGUCGCGGGUUCGAAUCCCAUUGUGGGACGUGGAGACCGGUCUUUCGUCGGAGACCAUAUAAACCGAGGUCCCUUGUCGCAGUAGGUGCUGGUAUGAAAAAAACACAUUCAUUGCUCAAUGGCCUUAAGUGCUGAGUAUAGGAUAAAAUUUGCAGCUCUCCACUGGCAAGUGUUGGUGCCCCUAUAUGAGUGAAAAAUUCUCGAGAGGGGCGUUAAACAACAUACAAUCAAUCGGGAUAUAUGAAUAAACAGAAAUCUGCACUAGCACAGGAUGCUUCCAUUUUGCUAUGACUUAUAUCACGGAUUUGUUGUUCUUGAAAAAAUUGAAAAAAGUC